AUGAGUCCGUCAGUAUACAAAAGAAAACCAAAUAGUAAACCAAGAGGCGUUUGGUCCGAAGCUGAUCUAAGAAAUGCAGUUCACGACAUUGGCGAAGGCACUGGGGUAAAUGCAGCGGCGAAGCAGUUUGGCAUUCCUAAAACAACCUUAAAACGGCGUCUAAAACGUAAAAGUUUUACAGUUGAAAAUCGUUUAGGACCAUCUUCAUCCUUAGGCAGUGAGGCAGAAACAAAGUUGGCCCGACACAUUAUUAAACUACAAAGAAAUGGCUUUUGUCCAACAAGGACUGAAGUUCGUGCAAAUGCCUUCGAAUUGGCUGAAAAAUUGAAGAUUCCGCAUAAGUUUAAUAAAGGGACUAGAUUAGCAGGAAUGGAUUGGCUCAGAUCAUAUUUGAGACGAAAUCCUGAAAUUAGAGUAAGAAAGGCUGAGGGUGUGUCAACUGCCAGAACCCUUGGACUAUCAAAAACUGUAGUUAAAAAUUAUUUUGAGCUACUUGAAAAUUUAAUGAGAAGUAAUGAUCUGUUUGACAAACCGGGGCGCGUUUUUAAUGUAGAUGAAACGGGCUUACAGCUUAACAAUAAACCUGGUCAUGUUUUGGCACAGCGUGGAUCAAAAAGUGUAUCUGUUGUAACAUCAGGGGAAAAGGGCGAGACUAUCUCAGUAAUUGCCUGUUGCAAUGCAGAAGGGAGCUUCCUUCCACCUUAUUGCAUUUUUAAGGGGGAAAAUAAGAAAGAUGAAUUUGCAGAUAGGAUGCCCCCAGCAUCAGAAGUUGUGAUGUCCCAAAAGUCGGCUUAUGUAAAUUUGCAAAUUUUCCAGAAUUGGAUUAAAGAUCAUUUCCCCAGAAAACCUCAUGGCAAAGUUUUAUUAGUGUUGGAUGGGCACACGUCACACACAGCAUCAGUAGAAACGUUAGAAUUUUGUGAACAGAAUGAUAUUAUUCUAUUAAGCCUUCCAAGUCAUACUACACAUUAUUUACAGCCUUUGGACGGGUCGUUUUUUAAAUCAUUAAAAACAUUUUAUUAUGCAGACUGCAAUUCUUAUAUGAGAAGCAAUCCUGGUAGACGAAUUACAAGAUUAAACUUCGGGGCUUUAUUAGGUUCUUCCUGGGCAAGAGCAGCAACAGUGCAAAAUGCUGCUUCGGGAUUUAAAGCAACUGGUAUUAUGCCAUUCAAUCCAGGCGAGAUUCCUGAUUAUGCGUUCCUAAGCGAUGUUGAAAGAACUGAUGACACUAAUAACUCUCCAAUUAAUUCUCCAAGUAAUUCUUCUCGUAAUUCUCCAAACAGUCAGAUCGAAUUGGUUGAAGAAGAGAUUGAAAAUAUAAAUUUACCAAGCACUAGUGGUUUACAUUUGAAGUCAAAAAGGAAAGAUCCCAAAAAAAGGAAUAUCGAAGAAAAUUAUUCGUUGGUAAACAAGAACACCACACCAAAAAAAAAUGUGUACUCGAACUAUAUUGCCUCCAGAAUCUAA
Molecule: messenger RNA, 1467 nt
Organism: Anoplophora glabripennis (Asian longhorned beetle)
Lineage: Eukaryota; Metazoa; Arthropoda; Insecta; Coleoptera; Cerambycidae
Product: tigger transposable element-derived protein 6-like
Exons: 1
Coding region: 1-1467 (488 amino acids)
Cellular component (GO): nucleus
Molecular function (GO): DNA binding
Source: RefSeq, a predicted model, not a curated record